Cydia strobilella is the source of this 1728-nucleotide messenger RNA. RefSeq names its product ubiquitin carboxyl-terminal hydrolase MINDY-3 homolog. The transcript is spliced from 2 exons. Gene Ontology annotation, molecular function: cysteine-type deubiquitinase activity; K48-linked deubiquitinase activity. Gene Ontology annotation, biological process: protein K48-linked deubiquitination. The record is from RefSeq and is a predicted model, not a curated record. Bases 246 to 1643 code for a protein of 465 amino acids. Lineage: Eukaryota; Metazoa; Arthropoda; Insecta; Lepidoptera; Tortricidae.
GAACGUAUCGAAAAUGCGAAAACGAAACGCUAUUGAUAUUUUUCUUAAAAAAUGGCAGCCUUUAUGUCGUAAGCUUUUCUUUUCUAGUAAUGAAAUGAAAAGUUUUUAUUAACAAUCUACAGACAGUUUAUGAUGCAAACAGAAGCAAUUCAGACGAACAAUCGGUUUUACAAGGAGGACAUAUAGAUAUUACUAAUCGGAGUAACAAUGAGCAGUAUAUAUGUAGCGUAGACAUUACGGCAUUUAUGCAAAUGUUGAUCGGUUCCGCCGAAGAAAAGGCGAGUGGUUCCGUACGAGCUGUAGAAGAAAAAGUGGAGAUGAGCGACAGCGCUGGGGCCGGAGCGGGCAGCGAGCCGCACGGGGGCUCCGCGGUGAUGGAGCGCGAGCUGGAGAACACGCGGCGGCUGCUGUGGGGCGAGCAGGUCAAGGAGGAGGUGUUCCGGCGCUGGGCGCAGGGCUUCACGUUCAGCGCCGACGAGCCCAGCGCGCUGACGCAGCAGGAGGGCGGGCCCUGCGCCGCCAUCGCGCCCGUGCAGGGCUUCCUCCUCAAGAUCCUCCUGUCCGAGACGCCCGGCCACAGCCUGCGCGACCUCACCUCCGAGAAGUGCAACUCCCUUCUCGUCCGGGCCGUGUGUACAAUACUAAGCCAGUGUCUAGCGCCUAACUAUAAUGUGGCUGUGUACCAACGGAAAAACGAAACAGACGCUGAAUCCAGCUCUGCCAGUGCGACCGAAGAGACAGAUACCUUGGACCAGUUUCAUCGGAGGAUCGAAAUUCACCCCUUCCAAGGGUUGUCAGAGGUAGAGGCGUUCUACACUAGAAACAUUCGUGUUUUGAAGGACAAGUACGGAGUGCUACUUCUGUUGUAUAGUGUGAUUCUCAGCAAGGGAGUAGGUGUUGUUGAGGCGGAGCUGUCAGAGUUGUCAGAUCCACUCAUACACUCCACAUACGGAUAUGGGUCACAGGGACUGAUAAAUUUGAUGCUGACAGGCCGAGCCGUGGCUCACGUGUGGGACCAUGACCAGGUGGUUGGGGGCCUACGGCUGCGCGGCAUUGAGCGGCAAAACGAUAUUGGUUUUCUUACUAUAAUGGAGCACAUGCAGUAUUGCACUGUGGGGUCAUUCUACAAGAAUCCAAAGCAUCCUGUGUGGGUGCUAGCGUCCGAAACGCACUUGACGGUGCUUUUCUCGUUUGAGCGGCGGUUGGCGGCGCCAGAGACAGCAGGAGAGUCCGCCGAGCGGAUCUUCCGCUCCUUCGAUCCUGAGGGUAAUAAUUUCAUCCCGUCGGCAGCACUGCAGGACGUGCUCUGUGCCGCCGAGCUUGUGUCAGAGCCGGAGUACGUGGAGCUGAUGCGGCGCAAGCUGGAUGCUGAGAACCUGGGGAUCAUCCUGCUGAGUGCGUUCAUGGAGGAGUUUUUCCCGUCGUGCGAACGUGGCUGCCCCGACACGUUCACGCUGCACCACUAUAAUGGGCUAGCGCGGAGCAACCCGGGCGGGCGCGUAGUGUACCGCGCCGGGCGCGCGGCGCUGCUUGAGUGCCACAUGCGGGCCGCCUCGGCCGACCCCAUGCUCACCUGCCUGCAGACUAAGUGGCCCAGCAUCGACCUGGUCUGGGACGAGGGCAGCUCACCGUCCCUCAACUGAGCAGCUACAUUCUAAAGGACUGUGUCGUGAGUGAACUGUGCAGACCAUAAUUUAUUUGUAAAAUGUAAUUUUACAAGCCUCCCUU